Molecule: messenger RNA, 1047 nt
Organism: Paramacrobiotus metropolitanus
Lineage: Eukaryota; Metazoa; Tardigrada; Eutardigrada; Parachela; Macrobiotidae
Exons: 5
Coding region: 1-1047 (348 amino acids)
Source: RefSeq, a predicted model, not a curated record
AUGACGCCAUAUACAUCUGGCAGUAACUGGAUAGCUUAUAAGUUGCCGCUCACUGAAGACCAAGGAUACUCGAUUUACGUGAAACCGAAUGUCAGCCUUCAGCUGCAGUUAGCAUGUAAGGGAAGCGUCAACAAUGUGGGACACCGAAUGACGUUUGCUGAACCGUCCUGCCAAUGGUACCAGCACAAUGAAACGGAAAAGCAAAACUUCUCUGCACUGCCAGUGUCCAAUAUAAGCAAUUCAUGCUACCUUAAAGUGCAGUUGUUUGCUACCGAAACAACGGCUAAUCUGCAGUGCCAGUACUUUGAUUAUAAUGAGCGACUGAAGAGGACAUCAUUCGAUUUUUAUGUCAUCGAACCACUAUACUGGCAAGAGGAACCCUACACAAAGUUAACACCAAGAACAAUCAGUUUCCACUGCCCAAUUUUUACCACCAUCCCUGGAGCGUGUACUACGUGGUUCAUACGAGACCGUCCGUUUUCAGAACUGCAGGCCGGUAAACACGGUUGUGUCCAAUCUGGAUAUAACCUUACGUGUUCCACUAAAACUGCUAUGGAGCUCCUCCCGGUCACGUGUGUUGCUAACACAUCCUUAGAAUCUCUUAAUUACACGUUUCACCAAGAGACUUUCGAUGUCGCUGCUAACUGCACCUGCAAGACGUGGCCGGCCAAGUGUUUAAACGCUGUAAAUGACACCGACACGAUUGCCAUCGAAAACCGCACUCGUAACAACAGCAUUAACCAGCAUGGGUACAAUAAACCACUGACAAUGGACUUCAAAGCAUCUAGUGGCACAAACACCGACCAUCCCAAUGUUGCAAUGGCUACCAGUGCGGCCGCCAGACCCUCGGACCAUGCCGAAGUGGAUAUCGGUCUGGCUGUCGGGUUGAGCGUUGGUUGUCUAGCCCUCAUUGGCAUUGUCGCAGGUGCCGCCUUUUACAUUCACAGGCGUACCGCGUCAGUGGAUUUAUUGGAUAUUCGUGACGCUGACUUAAAUUACGUCGUUUUGCAUAAAUUGAGCUGCAAUGUUACGCGCGCAGUUACAUAA